AUGUUGAAUGCUGACCCAGGAAAGAAGAGGAGAGAGAAAGAGGAGGAGGGGGAAGAAGGAAGGAGGAAGACGUUUGAGAGAAGAGGGAAGAGGGAGGAGGAGGAAAGGAAGAGAAAAAGAAUGGUCUGGGAAAAAAAGGCCUGGUCGAAAGGAAGGGAGCGAGGGGGGGGGGAAGGGAAAGACUGCGCAAAGAGGGAAAAGUGGUGUGGGUGUAGAGAGAAGCGCGCCAGGACGUGGGCACAAGCCGAUGGGCGAUUCGGGCGAUCGCUGGAUCGCGACAGUGAGGCGGUCGUGUCCAGCGGCGGUGUUGGCGAUUUGGGCGACGAGCGGCGCAGCGACAACAGGGAAGUGGGAGGCGGGAAAGAGGGGCUCCCUCGGCGGGACUGACGGAGGGGGAAAACAAGCGAACAGGCCAGUCCCCGGAUUCGAACACGCACUGGGGCCCAUAAUGCCACUGUCUUCAUUCCCCGACAGCCAAUGGAUGUGCCCGUUGCCCAUUCUGACUAACGGCGUGCCCGGGCUAAACGGAACCUGGUUAGGACACGUCCACCUUUCCUUCGGUGACCCAUAUUUCGAAAAGAGACAAAAAAAGUUCCAGGAAAUAAGCAAAAAUGAAAAUGAAAAUGCAACAAAAUUCAAAACAAAAUGGAUCUAAAUGCAAAAUGAUGAAUAAUGAUAUAAUAGGAAUUAAAUA
Aspergillus piperis CBS 112811 is the source of this 694-nucleotide messenger RNA. RefSeq lists its product as uncharacterized. Bases 8 to 655 code for a protein of 215 amino acids. NCBI's taxonomy places the organism in Eukaryota, Fungi, Ascomycota, Eurotiomycetes, Eurotiales, Aspergillaceae. The record is from RefSeq and is a predicted model, not a curated record. The transcript has 2 exons.